Molecule: messenger RNA, 2389 nt
Organism: Coturnix japonica (Japanese quail)
Lineage: Eukaryota; Metazoa; Chordata; Aves; Galliformes; Phasianidae
Gene: NUDT3
Product: nudix hydrolase 3
Biological process (GO): diadenosine pentaphosphate catabolic process; diphosphoinositol polyphosphate metabolic process; diadenosine hexaphosphate catabolic process
Cellular component (GO): nucleus; cytoplasm
Molecular function (GO): endopolyphosphatase activity; diphosphoinositol-polyphosphate diphosphatase activity; bis(5'-adenosyl)-pentaphosphatase activity
Source: RefSeq, a predicted model, not a curated record
UUUACGCCGUUUGCGUAGCGUGCCCAAGAUGGCGUCGCGGUCGUCGUCGGCGGUGUCCGGAGCGCCGGCAGCGGCGGCGGAGCGGCUGGAAACGAAGGGAGGGAUGAGGCGGGCGAAAGGCGGCAGCGUGUAGCGGGCGGCUCCGGGCUGCGGGAAACAGAGACUGACAGACAAACAGACUCUCGGGGAGGCGGGUCCCCCCUUCCGUCCCCCCCGUCCUUCCCCGCCCGCCCCUCGCGGGAUCCCGGCGGCUCGUUCCCGGCGCUGUGUAGGGGCCCUGUAUAGGCCCGGCCGCGCCUCGGGCCGCCCCCGGGAGCGGAGGAUGAUGAAGCUCAAGUCCAACCAGACUCGCACCUACGACGGGGACGGCUACAAGAAGCGGGCGGCCUGUCUGUGCUUCCGCAGCGAGAGCGAGGAGGAGGUGCUGCUGGUUAGCAGCAGUCGUCAUCCUGAUCGAUGGAUCGUCCCUGGGGGUGGCAUGGAGCCCGAGGAGGAGCCCAACGUGGCUGCUGUGCGAGAAGUCUGCGAAGAGGCUGGAGUGAAAGGGACGUUAGGAAGAUUGGUGGGAAUUUUUGAGAAUCGGGACAGGAAACACAGGACAUAUGUUUACGUACUUAUUGUCACAGAAGUGUUGGAAGACUGGGAGGACUCUGUCAAUAUUGGAAGGAAAAGGGAAUGGUUUAAGAUCGAAGAUGCCAUCAAAGUUCUGCAGUAUCACAAACCGGUGCAGGCCUCGUAUUUUGAAACCUUGAGGCAAGGCUGCUUGGCAAACAACGGCACUCCAGUCAUGACCACGACGUUCUCUGAGGGCUCCGUGUCUGACAUCAGAUGACUGAGGACGUCCCUGUGAGAGAGAGUUUGGAAAACAGACUGAAACAUGGAUCUCCCCCCUCCCCCUCCCCUUUUUCACAUGCCUCCUCUAUCAAACAAGGCAGCAGCCUGUGGCAGAGCAAGUGUUAAAGAGUGCUGCAAUUUAGUGCAAGGUGGGAUUUUUUUUGUUGUUGUUGUUGGCUUCUUUUUGUUUUAUUUGAUUUUUUUGCUUUUUUUGGGUAUGUAUUUUGUAAGAUACAUUCUGUGCAUGAAGUGCCCCUAUCCCGUCACACCGCUUCCAUUGCCUGGCCAGCGAGGCUGCCACUUUUGCCUCUGCCUUGUGUUCUAAGUGUCCCAUUAAUGUCAUCCCAGCCACAGCCACUUGGUUUCCUUUUUUUAUUAAUUAAAAGACUUCAAAUGUGAGCUCAGCUCUUUAAGUCUUAGUCCGUACUGUAAGGUGCUGUUUGCUCACUUGCAGCACAUGUGUAUAAACAGCAUUUUUCUUUUAUUUUUAGCUGGAGAAUCUAACAUUUUAAUUCUUUUCUUUUUAAUCCUGGUCUGCUCCCGAACUGAAGGGUUCCCAAUUCAUCCGUUUGCCUUUUGGUUUGGGGUUUUUUUUCCCCCCCUUCCCCUAACAACCAACGCUCUGUGGCACUGCUCAUGGCUGGGCCAGUUUACUCCCCAUUCAGCAACUCCCCUUUUGGUGCAGUGACUCUUGAAGUUGAGGGCAGAGUUUUGAUCACCUGCAGACAUCCCCGCUGCUCAGUGGCUUCUCCUGCAGCUUCCGCCGCCGUUUCUGCUUUCACAUCAAAACGAAAGGAAAAAAAGAGUCGGUCCACAAAUAAAACAGCCUCAGAAACGCUACGGUAGGAAACAGAUUUCGCUGUCUGUGGUAGGAAGCGGGGAUUCCUUUGGGGCUCAAAGUCUGACAAACUGGAGUGUCCAUCACCAGUGCUGUUCUGAUCCUGCUGCGUUCUGCUGAUGUCUCUCCUUGUCCACAUGCCUUAUACCGCGCUGAACUGGAUAUCGUAGUUUGUGCUGAGCGUUGGAUUGUACCUACUGAGCGUGACUGCGCGAACCCUGGGCUGGGUAACCACACGUAUCCCUGAGGAGGAGCCCGGGGCUUUGCAGCACUUACAGGAGCACGUUUGGAACGUUUAAACUCUCCCUCUAUGAAAGGUACAGCUGCCUCCUGAGCAGGAUUGCUGCACCGUGGAUAGGAUCAUAGCUCCCCUCAUGCGUUGGCACACUUCACUUUUCUUUUUUUUUUUUGGUCGUUGUUCUGUUUUUAUUGAUGUAAGUUUCAUGCUGUCUGAUUUGCCAACAGUGUUGUCUAGUUGGGAAAUAAAAUGGGAAGGGUUGGGGCUGGGGGUGGGUCGGGACAGGUACAACUCGUGGGAGGGGCAUUAAUGAAUCCCUGGCUUGGGACAAGAAGCAGUUGCUGGGUUCAGUGACUCCUCUUUUGUCAGAACAGCCAAGAUGUGAAAUUAAACCUGCAGUACUCUUUUAUUUUUCAUCUUUAUUUAACAAAAGCAUAUUCUAAUAAAUACUCACUGUUUGGAGUUUUCUCUCUUCCCAA